Megalobrama amblycephala (Wuchang bream) is the source of this 1634-nucleotide messenger RNA. Its product is annotated as SLAM family member 5-like. Bases 47 to 838 code for a protein of 263 amino acids. The record is from RefSeq and is a predicted model, not a curated record. Lineage: Eukaryota; Metazoa; Chordata; Actinopteri; Cypriniformes; Xenocyprididae. The transcript has 4 exons.
UCUGUCUCUCACAGUGAGUGUUCAUAUUUCAAGCUGUUAUCUGAAGAUGGUUCAUCUGUUUAUUUGGUGCUGCAUGUGGCAUAUGGCUGGUGUGUUUGGUGAUUCAGUGUCAGUGAUGGAGGGAGAUUCUGUCACUUUAUACACUGAUCUUACUGAAAUACAUGAAGAUGAAGACAUACUGUGGAAAUAUGGAGCUGAAAACUCUCUGAUAGCUCAAAUCAGUAGAGCUGAUCAAAUCUUCUCCACAUAUGAUGAUGUUCUUGAUGGGAGAUUCAGAGACAGACUGAAGCUGGACGAUCAAACUGGAUCUCUGACCAUCACAAACAUCACAACUGAACAUGCUGGAGUUUAUAAACUAGAGUUAAAUGGAGCGAAACUGACAACAAAAACAUUCAGUGUUUCUGUCUAUGCUCGUCUGUCUGUUCCUGUCAUCAGCAGUAACUCUUCACAAUGUUCUUCAUCAUCAUCAUCAUCAAAUUGUUCAUUGGUGUGUUCAGCUGUGAAUGUGGGUCAUGUGACUCUCUCCUGGUACAAAGGAAACAGUUUAUUGUCCAGCAUCAGUGUGUCUGAUCUCAGCAUCAGUCUCUCUCUACCUCUGGAGGUGGAAUAUCAGGAUAAAAACACCUACAGCUGUGUGCUGAACAAUCCCAUCAGCAACCAGACUCAACAUCUGGACAUCACUCACCUCUGUCACACAUGUGCAGAAAACAUCCACAAAAUUCAUUGUUGUGAUUCUGUUGAAGCUGUGCUCCGAUUGGUCGUCACUGCUCUGAUGGGCGUGGCUGCUGCGGCUGCUGCUGUUCUUCUGGUCAAUGACGUCAGAUCUACGAGAGGUUAAAUGGAGGAAACAGAUCAGAUGCUUUCAAAUCUUUGCUCACUAAUGCUCCUCUGAACUGGACUGUAAAAGGCUCAUUACCCGAAUCUGGUGUAUUGGGGCCAUCUGGUGGCCAAAACGAUGGAUAUUCUUAGUAUUUCAUUUUAUUCUUAAAUUGCAUCCAUAUAUAUAUAUAUAGAGAGAGAGAGAGAGAGAGAUUUAAGUUUUAUUUUACAUAAUAAAAAUAAACUCUGACCUGUAUGAAUAAUGAAGGUUAAUUAAAAACUCAUUUUCUGUAUAUUCAGUUUAUUUAACACCACACAGACAGUGUAAAUGUACACAUUAAAACCAAAGUUCAUUAGAAGACAUUAUGAUGCAACAGUGACAGGCCCAUUUUUCAGCACAAUUAAUUCUGGAUGUAUUUUCCCUAUUUAUUUUCUCACUAAGAGUUCACUAAUCCAUCAACCAAACUACUAACCUCCAAUAUGAUUACAGCAUUACAAAGUUUGGUCUGAAGCACAAAAAAAGUUUAUGAAAAUAAUAAUUAAAAAACAAACAAACAAAACACACACACACACACACACACACACACACACACACACACACACACACACACACACACACACACACACACACACACACACAAAGGUUUAUGCUUAAUGUCUUUUAUGAUGGGAUUACCUACAAUCCCACAAUGCAACAUUUGCCAUGAUUCUAUGAUUGAUUUCUUUAGUAUUAUAUGUAGUUCUUAAUAUGGACUUUGUCAAUCAAAUGGAUUUUGUUACUGAUGUUGAAUACUGACUGAAGGCUUCAGAAGAAC